AUGUCUGGGUGGGACACUUCUCCAGCCCCUGCCGCCGCCGAGGAGGGUUUCACGGCUGACUCUGGCUUCCUCCAGGAUCCUGAAAUGCCCACCCAUGAUGGUGAGGGGACGUUCAACGGUAUCUCGGAGGAGAACAUCUCCCGUCACGCCAACGGUGGUGCGGACGACGGUGGCUGCCGCAUUUGUGGCGACACCUCACACUUCGCUCGGGAUUGCGAUCAGCCUCGUCCCGCCAACGACGGCAACUGCUUCAAUUGUGGAGAACCUGGUCACAACAAGGCUGAUUGUACCAAUGCCGCUGUCGAGCGCGAAUUUACCGGCACCUGCAAUGCUUGCGGCGAGGUUGGCCACAGGCGCUCUGCUUGUCCGUCAGCACCAGCUCAGAAGUGCAACGUGUGUAAGGAGGAAGGCCACAUGGCUGCCGACUGCAGCUUCAAUCGCAUGCACGCUCACUACACCGAUAUGGGCAUCAAGGAAGUCACUGCCGAGGAGGCAUGGAGCAUGUUGGAGUCUGCCGACAAGGAGAAAGACAUCUCGGACAUCAAGCACGCCAUGCUCACCUACGCCAAGGCUUACCCAGAUGUCACGUUCGAGGAGCUGGAGCAGGUGUUCCGUGAUGCCGAGAUGAACACCUACCUAAUCGCCAAGCAGCAGGAGGUUGCCUCGACCAUGACCAUCGUCAAUCUUCAGGGUGCCAAGGACCAGGAGUUCACCGUGUCGACCCAGUUCACCAACAAGCCACGCCGUGCUGCAUUUGCUGAAGGCUGGCCAAGCACACCAGAGGAGAACAUGGAGCGUCUAGGCAAGGCUGGUAUUCCGAUGGAUCGGCAUGAGCAGAAGUGCUCGAAUUGCAAUGAGCUUGGCCAUGGCUCAAAGUCGUGUCCCGAGGAGAAGCAGGAGAACAACAAGAUCGUUGUGACGUGCGCCAACUGCUCGGAGGAUGGCCAUAGAGCAAGGGAUUGUAGCGCUCCUCGCAAGACCGGCAAGAAGGGUUGUCGUAACUGUGGAUCUGAGGAGCACAUCGCCAAGGAAUGCCCUGAGCCGCCGAAUCCCGAGAACGUCGAGUGCAAGAAUUGUGGUGUCAUGGGGCAUUUCUCGCGCGACUGUCCGGAUAGACUGCCAGAGACCUGCCACAACUGCCUUGAAGAGGGUCAUAGAAGCAAGGAUUGUAACAACCAGAGGGUCUUCGUCUGUCGCAACUGUGAUCAGCGUGGUCACGUGUCGCGCGACUGUGACAAAGCUACCGACUGGUCGCGCGUGGAGUGCACGAAUUGCAAGGAGAAGGGCCAUUCGUACAAGCGCUGUCCUAACCCUGCUGCUGCACCUGCUGAGGAGGAGACUGCUGGUGGUGCUGGGGGUGAUGACUGGUAG
Messenger RNA from Recurvomyces mirabilis, 1371 nucleotides. RefSeq lists its product as uncharacterized. Gene Ontology annotation, cellular component: cytoplasm. Bases 1 to 1371 code for a protein of 456 amino acids. NCBI's taxonomy places the organism in Eukaryota, Fungi, Ascomycota, Dothideomycetes, Mycosphaerellales, Teratosphaeriaceae. Gene Ontology annotation, biological process: positive regulation of cytoplasmic translation. Gene Ontology annotation, molecular function: mRNA binding; zinc ion binding; translation regulator activity. The transcript is spliced from 6 exons. The record is from RefSeq and is a predicted model, not a curated record.